Colletotrichum destructivum is the source of this 1465-nucleotide messenger RNA. Its product is annotated as Putative HNH nuclease. The coding region runs from base 177 to 962 and encodes 261 amino acids. Lineage: Eukaryota; Fungi; Ascomycota; Sordariomycetes; Glomerellales; Glomerellaceae. The transcript has a single exon. The record is from RefSeq and is a predicted model, not a curated record.
CUGUAACCCCCGCAGAAGUACUUACCUACAGCGUGAAAACCCCCUAAACCUCACUAGAUGGGGACGUCACGCUGGCCCGACGUCAUCGAUUCUCACAAGGACAUCAUUCACAUCACCAUCUCACACCUCACACCUCAACGCGUCACACCUCACGUCUCACCGCCCUCUCAACCACCAUGAAGACCUCCGACGAAGAAACAGCCCAGUUUGAAACUUUCCGGGACUGUCUCUCGGCGGCCGUCGUCGAACGCGUGACGAAACCCGCACCGAGACCAAAACGCCGCUCUAAAAAGACCAACGCGGCGUCCAAGUCUCACAGCAACGAGGAGAAGGGGACCGCCCCGGUCGACGCCGCCGUGGACGCCGACGACAUGGUCGAAUUCGCCUCCUACCUCGCCUCCGAGGCUUUCGACUCCUUCCCCGCGGACCUCAAAUCCCUCUCCCAUGCCGCCUACGUCACCGACCCGUCCCUGCGGUCCCGUUACGCCCUGCCCCUCACCGGCGCCGACGUCGCCGAUAUCCUGCCCUCACUGUCCCCGGACGUCGCCGACUCACUUGUCGCGUACGGCAUCGUCGACCCGGACCGGCAGGGCGCGCACGAGUUCCUGGCGCCCGUGCUGGGCGAGUACGUGGCGGCGCUCACGGCCGCGCCGCCGCCGCCGAGGUCGACGAGGGACCGCGUCGAGGGCUGUGAGCUGUGCGGCCGCGACUGGAUCGCGCUGACGUACCACCAUCUCAUUCCGCGCAUGGUCCACGACAAGGUUGUGAAGCGCGGCUGGCACAGAGAGGAUGAGCUCAACAACGCUGCCUGGCUGUGUCGUCUGUGCCAUUCCUUUGUGCACCGGUUUGCCGGCCACGAGGACUUAGCGCGCCACUAUUACACCGUCGAGCUGCUGCUGGAGCAAGAAGAGGUUGUCCGGUUUGCCCAGUAUGCCAGUCGAGUGAGGUGGAAGGGAAGGUAAAAUCUCCUCGUAGGAGACGGGCGCAGAAAUACAUCCGCGUACUGGAGGGAGCAUCGGGACGACCUGAUUUCAUCCACGCUAUUGCCGCUGGUCCUUCUGCGCUCUGCGUGCUUGGCUUGACCGCCAGCCGUGAAUAUCUCUCAACAACCGUCCCUAACUCUACAUCAACGUAUCCUACACCCUCGCCGACAGUAGGCACUGUAUGGCGGAGCAACGUACAGUUUCCCAAAAAGCAAACGCUGUUGUUCAUGUGGGAAGAUGACGACGGUCGUGCAUAACAUUUGCCAGGCUCAUUUCACCUCCGCUAAUAACACAUGUGAUGCAAAGUCAGCUUGGUAUCGUUGUAUAAGCGUUUUUUUUAAUUUAAGAUAGCGAGAGUCCGGUAAGAACAAGGCGCAACCUGAGAUCCCUUGAGAGAGGCAUCCCAUCCCCUCCUGUCCCAUCCUCUUCCUCCUUUUUGUUGUCGUCCGCUGCUCGUCUGAACGCCGUGCCCGUGGUAUAGU